CUCUGCCGCAUGUGGCCUUUGAACUCAUUGUUGUGUCGCGGGUGACGUCAGCGCCGCGUGCGGAGACGGAGCGGCGUGCGCCUGUCGAGACAAAGGCGGCGGACGGAGCGCUGAGCAGCAGAGCAGCAGCAGAGCAGCACCGCUACCAGCAGCACGGACCACCGCCGGGGCUCCGGACAGCAUGAAGAGCCACCGGCGCUCCUGACGACCUGCUUUCACUCACCGGCAAGACAGAAAAAAAAUUAGCGAGCCGCUUUUUGUGGAGGUUUUUUCCCCCUCUCCUCCGCCCCCCCUGUUAGUUAGCCACCGCCGCUAGCUGCACGGCACCUCCUCCUCCUCUUCUCCUCCUCCUCCUUCUCCUCCUCCCGGCUGCUUCUCCCUCAACUCGCCGGAGGACCUCGUCGAGAAAGGUUGGAUAAAAGGCUGAGCGAACUCCCGACACGCAGGCAUCCGUGGUCUGAUGUGAGAUCCACGGAGGGACUAUGCCGAGCCCUUUAUUCCACCCCGAGAUCAUGGACCACGACGUGGUGAUCAGCAGCCAGCACAACGGCGUGGGUCUGCCCCGCGAGACGGAGCAGGAGUCCCGGGAAGAGGAGCACCAGGAGGCGCUCCGCUUCGCCCUGGACCAGCUGUCACUCAUGGCCCUGGAUAAGGUGGACUGCGGGGGCGGCGGAGGCGGCGGGCUGGUCGACCCUCUGGACGGGACGCAGGGUCCGGGCUCCGAGAGCUGCAACGGCGUGGGUGGAGGGGGCUACGUGGACCUCCAGAUGCUGGAGCACCCCGGCGGCUCCCGGGACUCCCCGACGUCCUGCUCCCCGUCCCCGGAGUACUACGGCUCGGGCGGGUACCACAUGGCCGGAUCCCACUCCAUGCUGCACGGGGAACAAAGCUCGGUGCUGUGCAGCAGGAAGAGGAGCGUCAACAUGACCGAGUGUGUGCCCGUGCCCAGCUCCGAGCAUGUGGCCGAGAUCGUGGGGAGACAAGGCUGUAAGAUCAAGGCCCUGCGCGCCAAAACCAACACGUACAUCAAGACGCCGGUGCGCGGCGAGGACCCGGUGUUCAUCGUGACGGGGCGCCGCGAGGACGUGGAGAUGGCCAAGCGGGAGAUCGUGUCGGCGGCCGAGCACUUCUCCAUGAUCCGGGCGUCUCGCUGCAAAGCCGGCGGCCCGGGGGGAGGGGGCUCUCUCCCGGGACCGCCGCACCUUCCCGGACAGACCACCAUACAGGUCCGGGUCCCCUACAGAGUGGUGGGUCUGGUGGUGGGGCCGAAGGGGGCCACCAUCAAGCGCAUCCAGCAGCAGACCCACACCUACAUCGUGACGCCGAGCCGGGAGAAGGACCCGGUGUUCGAGGUGACCGGGAUGCCCGAGAACGUGGACCGGGCGCGGGAGGAGAUCGAGACCCACAUCACCCUGCGGACCGGGACCUUCGUCGACCUGCAGGGCGACAACGACUUCCACACCAACGGCACCGACGUGAGCCUGGAGGGCCUGGGCUCCCUGAGCGGCGGCCUCGGGGCGUCCCUGUGGUCCCGGGCCACCGGCCACCACUCCGCCCCGCCCCCUCCGCCGCCCUCCCCGCCCCCCGCCCUGCCCAUGUCCAUGCACCACUCGUCCGGCAGGAAGGCGUCGUCCUCGGUCGCCUAUCACACGCACAACGGCGGCGUCAACUCCGACGGCUUCGGCGGCGCCCGGAAGGCGGCGGAGGGCGGCAGCCCCACGAGCCCCUUCAGCACCGGCUCCAGCGCCGGCGGGGGCUUCACCUUCGGGGGCGACUCCACCCCCGGACUGCCUUCCUCAGAUGAACUGGGCUUUGAGUUCAGUGCUUCCAACAUCUGGGCGCCUUUCGUCAACGGCGGGGCGGGCAGCAAGGCGUCCGGCUCCUCCCAGCAGCAGCAGCAGCAGCCGGCGCCGGCGCCGCCGCCGCAGCAGCCUCUCCGCCGGAACAGCAGCGGCCUCAGCGGCGGCGCCAUCACUCCACGAUUGUCUCCGACUCUGCCUCAGGACGCCGGCGUGGGCCCGCUGGACCACCCGCUGGCCCGCCGCGCCCAGAGCGACCCCCUCAGCACUCUGUCGUGGCUGCAGUCCGGCGGCGCCGGCGGCGGCUCCUUCUCGGGCGCGUCCAGCUCCAGCUCCGGCGGCUCGUCCACCGGCUACUCCUCCUGCUCCGCCUCCUCGCUGCCCGGCGGCUCGCCCACCGACUCGGAGGGCGGCGGCAGCGGCGUGGGACUGAGCUCCGGCAUGCUGAGCCGGCUGAAGGGCGGGCCCGGCGCCGGCGUGGCGGCCCUGGUGGGCGUGGGCCCCGGGGUCAACAGGGACUGCUUCGUGUGUUUCGAGAGCGAGGUGACGGCGGCGCUGGUGCCCUGCGGCCACAACCUCUUCUGCAUGGAGUGCGCCGGGCAGAUCUGCCAGUCGGCCGAGCCCGAGUGCCCCGUGUGCCACACCCCCACCACGCAGUGCAUCCGCAUCUUCUCCUAAUGCCCCCGGCGCGGGGCGGAGGGCGGGGCGGCGCCAUCAGACGAUGGAAGGAUUCACACUAAGACCUUCACACACACGCGAUGGACCACAUUAAUGCAUUACAGAGAGGACGAUACUUUAAGGACGGUGACUGUCGAGGCGAGGAAUAACAGUAAUAAUAAUAAUAAUAAUAAUACUGAUGCUGAGUUGCUUUGGGAGCGGAGUGAACGGAGCCGCUCUGCUCCGUCCAGCUGAUGGAAGGAAUCUAGUGUCUUAUCUCUCUUCAGGCCUUCAUUUGGACCCGGAGCAGCUCGAGCUGCCGGUCCGUCUUCACAUUUCUUCAUUCUGCCUGCUUUCUCUCUCUCUCUCUCUCGCUCUGUCUCUGUCUCUCUCUCUCUCUCUCUCUCACAGCCUUUCCUUUUGACACUUUUGUACUUAACAGAUAUUUUUGGAUGACGCUGUCAGCGAGGCCUGCACUUUUCUACUCCUGAUUUUAAUGUCCUCGGCAGGACGCCGCCUGUCCCCGACACGAUCCCCUCUUUUCUCGAUCCGUCUCUUUUUCAUCGCCGCGCCGCCACAGUUCCUCCUUUUUUCCCCUGUGAGUUUGGAACACUUUUUAAAGGUCAGCAUGUCGUCGGGCGGCGAGCGGCGCGGCGCGGCCCAGCGGAGGGGACCCCCGGUUCGAGCCCUCCGCCGGCCGGCCAGAUGAAUUGUAAUGAAAGGCGUCUGCUCUGCGCUGGGAGCAGUUCACUUCAGUCGUCCGUCGUGUUGCGUUUGGGCUGCCUGACGUCGUCGUGUGUGUGUGUGUGUGUGUGUGAGAGUGUGUGUGAGUGUGUGUGUGCUGCUCUGCGCUCUCCUCGCUUCGCUCUCAGUCUUACAGGAAGCUGAUGCUCUCCCUCCCCCUGGUGUCUGUUACACUUAGAUCUGCUCAUUUCGUGUUUUCUACUGUUUUUUUGACUCUCGACUGUGGAGUGUGGCUGACGGGCGCGUUUUGAACCGGAGGACGCCGCGGCGCUUUCCUGAUGUCACGCGAGAAUGUCUGGCUGCGUGGAGACGGCUGCUCCUCCCUCCGUACAAUAAGAAGGGGGCGGGGCCGCCCCGGUUCCUGGAAGCUUCGGUCCCCAGCCCCUGCACUGUAACCCCGGGAAGCGGCUCUGGCUGCUCGGUCCAGGUCUUCCGCCCCGCACGGCGCCGCCGGCCCGCGCUCCUGCACUCUGUCCUGCUCUGUAUGGUUAGUCGUCGUGUGUUUUCUUAGCAUUACUGAGUAACUCCAGUGAGGCGGUUACACCCUGUUUUGUGUUCGUGUUUGUUUUUAAAUCCAGUGUGAGUUUGCGGUAACUGCCUCUCUAUAGUGUUAAUAUCGAUGCGUGUAGUUCUUUGAGGGGGGGGGGCUGCGUUGGCGUGACGGUGCACGGCGGCCCCGAGCGGCCCUUUGGAGCUCCCAGACUGACAUUAAGCCAUGACAGCCGAGUUAAAGGACACACCUGAUCCUCAAAGGGCUUCCUCCGACCGCACACACACCAUCACGUCUUCAGGCUCGCACAGUAGGGAGAACCCACUCCUCCUCUCUAUGGCAGCUACUAGCUAGGUCAUCCAGGGCUUCCAGACACUCUGUUCAAACCCCAGCAGCUGCAGAAUGUUCUUUUCCCCCUGAGCGCUCCUCCGGCGGGGAUGUGGCGGCGUGGCGCGGCGCGGCGAGCGGCUGCAGGGCUCUUCCUGUGCUGCUGCGUUCUGGUGCUCCAGCCGGUGUGACGGUCUUGCUGUUUUUGCUGUUGCCGUCCUGGUCGAGCGCAGCAGUGCACCGACUCCGACGCAGGGCCCGGCCGACGGUGCGACUCCCCACUGAAACGGACCGCCAGACAGCCAGACGUUAGUCCUCGCGCUCCCCUCGCCAGAUGCACUGUAGAACCCGCGGCCCUGCCCCCCCCCCGGCUCGUCCCCGUCCUCCUCCUGCGAAUGCGAUGACUGUUGUGAGUCUGAGGCCCAUCCUGAAGCCCUCCUCUAGAACCUGUCGGAGUUGAUGUGUUUAAAGAGUAAGUCGUGUUGUAUUUGCCGGAUGCGGCGUUGCACCGGGAUGUUUCUGGCCAUUGAGAGAAUGUUAGGGUUUAAUGUACAGUAGUUUAAUUGUUGAAAAGGUACCGAUUCUUUCCGAUCGACUGCUGAUUUCUUUCUUUUUCUUUUUCUCGUUUGAAAUCUUCUUUUCAGCCAAACGUCUCCCCUCCCCCGUUUCCUUUCUAAAGGUUUGAAAACAGGGUUUCCUGAGGCAUGCUAGCCAGCGACCUCUGACCUUUUUUGUGAUUAGAGGGGGGAUGCAAAGAGAGCCAUGCCAGUGAGGGGUGACAGACGCCCCUUAAGCCUCCGCUCUCCUAUUUUUGCUUUAACUCUCUUUGUAUGCAGAACCAAAAUGUAAGGUGUCAGCAGACCUGUGUGUAAAUACCCUGAAACAAUCAUCGGACUCGAUUGAAGAUAAGUGUAGUUUCUAAAGAACAUGUAUCAUUAUUGUAAGUUAACCAUCUGCAUGUCUUCAAGCCACCUGGCAUUAGCUAAUAAUUUUUAAGAUAAAAAAACUUUUUACACCUUUAAUUUUUUACACUUUAUUUGCUUCCUAAAUAUCCCAGAAAACAAUGUGACCCUUUUUAUUACUUCAAAUUUAUUUUUAUUUUCCAUUUUUUAUUUUCCUUAUUUCCUGUGUACUACAUAUAGGCAAUUUAUAACAAAAUGAGAAAAUUAUUGAAGAAAUUUUAAAAUUGAAAUAUAUUUUAUUUGAAAGUUUAUGGACCUUUUAACCGUGAGCCAGAAGAAUUGUAUAAUCGUAUAAUUUGAACUGACUGGACGGUUAUGAGAAAUGUAUCAAGAGUUUUAUUUUUUAUGCUUCUUUAAUAAAGUCUUGUUUUUUGGUUUCAUUUUUUUACUGUAAAAUCA
Messenger RNA from Salarias fasciatus (jewelled blenny), 5378 nucleotides. Its product is annotated as RNA-binding protein MEX3B. The coding region runs from base 483 to 2477 and encodes 664 amino acids. The record is from RefSeq and is a predicted model, not a curated record. Lineage: Eukaryota; Metazoa; Chordata; Actinopteri; Blenniiformes; Blenniidae. Gene Ontology annotation, molecular function: RNA binding. The transcript is spliced from 4 exons.